Perca fluviatilis (European perch) is the source of this 3365-nucleotide messenger RNA. It is a transcript of the gene klhl38a, whose product is annotated as kelch-like family member 38a. The record is from RefSeq and is a predicted model, not a curated record. The transcript has 4 exons. Bases 262 to 2013 code for a protein of 583 amino acids. NCBI's taxonomy places the organism in Eukaryota, Metazoa, Chordata, Actinopteri, Perciformes, Percidae. Gene Ontology annotation, molecular function: protein binding.
AGCCCUGUGUCACAUGAGAGGUCCGGCUGGAGUCACAGUGGCCUGGGAUACUAUUCUUAGCUGUAGGAAUGUACACAGUGGCCUCAUGGCGAGCUCCACAGCCUUGUCGUUUCUCUGUGUCAUGCUUCUUUUCUCUCUAUGACUACUCUACCCACGUUCUCUCUGGAUAAUGUUUUGGUCCUCUUUUGAUUGGAACUGAUACUUUUUUUCUGACCAGACAGACCAGACAUUUUGGAUAUUAUUUAUUUUCUGAGCAGGAGAAUGGCCUUAAGACCACGAGAAGUUUUCUCUUUCAAAGACUCAGAACUUCCCUCCCACCUUCUUGCCCAGCUCAACAUCCUCCGUCAGGAGCGUAUCCUGACAGAUGUCCUGCUCUGCACCGAGCACCAGGAGAUCCCCUGCCACAGGAACGUCUUGGUGUCCAGCAGCCCAUACUUCCGCGCCAUGUUCUGCAGCAACUUCCUGGAGAGCAGUCAGGCCCGAGUGAAUCUGAAGGGAAUCUCUUCAAAUGUCCUCAGUGGCAUCGUGGACUAUGUCUACACAGGCUGCAUCACUAUCACCAUGGAGAUUGUGCUCCCACUCAUGCAGGCAGCCUCCAUGCUUCACUAUGGAGGACUCUUUGAGGCCUGUUCCAUGUUCCUCCAGGAGCAGCUGAGUCCAGAAAACUGUCUGAGCAUGAUACGACUCUCUGAGAUCCUUCACUGUGAAAGUUUGAGGGAGAGGGCGAAGGAGAUGGCUGUGAGGUGUUUCUCUGAUGUAGCUGCUACAGAAGACUUCUGUGAGUUGUCUCUUCCUGAGCUCAUGUGUUACCUAGAAGACGACCGACUUUGUGCUGAGGAGGAGCAAGUGUUUGAGACCCUCCUGGCGUGGAUCCACCAUGACCCGUUCUCACGACGUGGCGCAAUCCAUGAUCUCUUCAAGAAAGUCCGCCUUCGCUACAUCCAUCCAACUUACCUCUUCCAGUUCAUUGCCAAUGACCCACUGGUGCAGUCCUCCACCCUCUGUACUGAGAUAAUCGAGUCAGUGCGCCGCCUCAUGCUUACAGUCAGCACCAAGUGUAGCCGCGAGCUCAAGCCACUUUGGACCACACCACGACGUUACACCUGCAGAGAAACACUGGUGGUGGUUGGAGGACGCAAAAACAAUGAGCAGACCUCACGAGAAGCCCUACUAUAUGAUGAAAGGACUCAUCGUUGGCAGUGGUUGGCCAAGCUCCCUCUGCGCCUCUACAAAGCUGCAUAUGUGUGUAUUCAUAGCAUCCUCUAUGUGCUUGGUGGGCUCAGCCUCUGCAUGACAUCAGGUGACAGCUCAGUCAGUGCCACAGUUUACACACUGUCCCUGAAGACCAACCAGUGGCGAACUGCUGAGCCAAUGUUGGAGCCACGAUAUGCCCACCAAAGUGUGUCCUAUCUGCACUUUAUUUUUGUGUUAGGAGGCAUUGGGGUAGACAAGAAGAUCUCUCAGUCAGUAGAGAGAUAUAACAGUAUGUUUAAUCAAUGGGAGGCCAUGGCACCAAUGCCCACAGCAGUGCUGCAUCCAGCUGUUGCAGCCAGUGAUCAGAGGAUCUAUGUUUUUGGAGGAGAGGACGCCAUGCAGAAUCCAGUCAGGCUGAUUCAGGUGUAUCACAUCUCUCGCAACUUGUGGUCCAGGCUAGAAACAAGGACGGUGAAAAAUGUUUGUGCUCCUGCUGCUGUCAUUGAAGACAAGAUCUACAUCAUAGGAGGAUACACCAGGCGAAUGAUCGCCUACGACACCAAAGCCAACAAAUUUGUCAAGUGUGAGAACUUGAAGGAGCGACGGAUGCAUCACAGCGCUACAGUGAUCAACAACAAGCUCUAUGUCACCGGUGGACGCAUCCUCAACGGCCACGAUGUCAUCGAGGACUCCGACUGCUUCGAAUGUUACGACCCCAAGACAGACGUUUGGACCUCGAAAGGUUCUUUGCCGUACAAGCUAUUUGACCACGGCUCCCUGCCGCUAGUCUGUGUUUCCAACAGACCCAACCCACCAUGACCCACCAACUACACAAAUGAACCACUUUAACCAUUUUAAACUGACUGCAUUCCUUCAUGCAGCUCAGUCUCUGCCAUAACUUAGCAGCACGUUAGGCCAAGCUGGGUGUCAUCCCUAAGACACCUGGGGUGGAUCUGAACUGAGAACCCACGAGAUGACGAGAGGCAGACAUGCUUACACAACAAGCAGCUGUUCAGACACAUAAUCCAAAAAGCUCUUUCCGUAGAUGGCUGCGCUCGUUUGAUGGUAACUAAGUGUUAAUGCUUUAAUUUCCCAGACAUUUAUACACAGCAUACAACUGCCUGGCAGCUGCAGUUGAAUUCCCUCUAACAAUUAAAUACAUAGGUAAUGGCUGCUUGUUAACUCCAUGAGCUCGGCUUCUCAUGAAAAACUGAAAAUAACAGAUCAGAUAGCUAAUAUAAUUUGCACUUUAUAGUAAAUACAUUCCUCCUUGACCCACAUGCUUCUAUCAGAGUGCACUCGCUGAGAUGUCAAUGAGAAGCACAAUUUCACUUAAACAAAAUGAUCUGGGCCAACUUUAUUCCAGUUUAGCUGGCUGACUUGGAGAACCCCCAACGAAGCAUGUUCUCUAUAAUUGUCUCAUGAAUGUUUUUGCUUGCAACAUCUGUAGUGUACUAGUGUAUGAAACAUGAAAAAUAAUGAAAAGAUGUUUUGAUUAUUUGGAGCACUGUAAACACCAAAAUGUGUCUAUUUCAGUGGUGGUUUACUUUUAAUUUCACCACAGUUGCAGUUGUUGUUGGAUAAAGAAAAUGGCUUCACAGGCAGCUAUGUUGAUGUGAGGACAUGUGACAAUGCUGGCUUUGAGGCAAGGGUAUGGGAUGCUGCAGUGACCUGAUAAGGACAACUAUGACUGGAAAUGGUGUUGGUGUGGGGAAGAUUUUCAGGGUUUGCAGUGGGCACAUGUACACAUGUAACCCGCAGGUGGUUUCUCACUAACAUUUCCACUGAUAUGAAAUCAACCUUUUAUUCAUCUGAGAACAAAAGCUAUAAUGUAUCAGAGGAAAAUGUAAGACAAUGAGACUAUGGAACUACUGUUACUUCUGUCUUGGUCCUUAUAGAGCAUACAUUCAUUGUUGUGCUCCAGCCCCUAACCCUGGUAACAGUUGCCAUGGCAACCACAUUAUCACCCAUUUGGAUCAUGCAUGGCACGCAUCCCUGUAGUGAGUCUAUUUAAGAUUGCAUCACUGAUCAAGUAACAAGUGUGUUGCAGUUACUUGCACAAUUGACUUUCUUUCUUUAAAAUGUUUUCUUUCCUAUUAUACACUAUGCUUUUAUUUUGAAUAUUGAUUUCCCUGUUUGCGACUUGGAUUAUAAAGGAACACAGUAAUUUA